This is a messenger RNA of Morone saxatilis (striped sea-bass), 3220 nucleotides long. RefSeq names its product putative protein MSS51 homolog, mitochondrial (gene mss51). Bases 185 to 1528 code for a protein of 447 amino acids. The transcript is spliced from 7 exons. NCBI's taxonomy places the organism in Eukaryota, Metazoa, Chordata, Actinopteri, Moronidae. The record is from RefSeq and is a predicted model, not a curated record.
UCAUGGGAAAUCUGUUCAUUUCCAACCCCAUGCUUCCCUGGUGCACUGUAGAUAUGAAGGAACUAAUUAGAUAUAGGCCUUUCAAUUUUGUCUGCAGACAUGAUAAGGCUAAAUCCUUUCACAGCAACACUUAUUAUAAAAUUGAAAAGAUAGAGUUCCUCAACGUAGAGGAAAUGUUUUCUUCAUGUCCAACUGGAAUGAACAGCAUUUGGUAAUUAAAGACCACAACAUGGCAUCCCAGAUCCCAGCGCUCCCACAGUCCUAUGCUCCAGGGACUGGCAGCGUCUUUUCUGACCAGUCAGGCUUUUACGCUCUGGACUCCAGUGUUCCUGGGCUCUCUAAGGUGAUUCUUAACAAGCUCAACAUGAAGGACUACAGUGAAUACAGGGCUGCUGUUGAGGGAAAGACGAAAGGAAUCUCAUUCCGCACCUACAAGGAGUUGUUCCAGAAGAUGGAGGAGACCUUCAAGUUUUGCACCGGCUGCAGCAAACUCCCAGAGCAUCUCACCGAGGGACAGACCCUGAAGCGCUGUGUGAAGUGCUUGAACGUGUACUACUGCACCAAGGAAUGUCAGAAAAAAGACUGGCCUCAGCAUAAAAAGUUCUGCAAGAUGCUGCAUCUGGUGGCCAUUGACAGACUAGUGGAGUGGCUGAUGUUCACUGGAGACCUCCCAUUCCCCACUGAGAAGUGGUCCAAGUCAGCUGCUGAGGUAAAGAACUGGGAAGACUGGCUUCCUAUGCAGGAGGACCUCGCGUCACGUCUGGACACCAUACUGUCGGGUUCCAACAUGGCAACCCUUUGGAAGAAUGUCAGCAGGCCAAGGCCAGAUGACUCUGAACUGAAACAGUCUUUAUGGCGGAUUCAGAGCGAGUUCCUCUCUCGAGUUCUCACAGUUGGGCAGGCCAUGCAACGUUUUCGCCUUGACCCUUACGCUAAGCCUCUCACCAUUCACUUAGCGGGGACAUCCUACAAUGAGACCAUGGGGGCCAGAUUGACCGACUUUGAUGAGCUGAACAACAUGUUCCCUGAACACCAGGGUAUCGAGAUAGUCAUGGUGGGACCAGAGGUGGUGGAAGGCCCCAUCAUGAGGCCUCCUCUCAAGGCGUUUGGCCCCAAGCAGAAGGUCUACAUCAGCGCCCACAAGGGCCUCUACCACCAGUUCUGGGAGGAUGUGGUAGAGAAAGAGGAAGGAGCUAAGCCAGAUUUGGUGGUUGGAUUUCAUCCUGGGUUCCAUGCUAACCAGGGUCUGAUAGAAGGCUGGCUGCCCACCCUUCUGCUGCUCAGAGAUUAUAACAUCCCUUCACUCUUCACUAUGUACAGUGAGAUGGAGCUCAAGUGCUCACUCCAGAUUCUGUUGGAGUUGGAGAUACACAUCCGGGACAGUGGACCCAACCCAUUCACCUCACAGAAACCAGAGCAGGUCCAGUCCUGCCCCAACAAUAGCCCAGUCUACUGCAGCUCUCACUACAUCUGUUUCCAGGGAAUCCUGCCUGAAGAAGGCUUAGAGGAAGCCGAGCCAGACAGUUAAGAGGCCAUUGUGAGGAAAAACAAAGCCUGUUUGGGGUGCCGCAAGUCCUCUAUGUUAAAGAUGUGGUUUUUAGAAUAGGAGAAAAAUGCACCUUCAUUGUUGCAAUAAUAUACUAAACACUGUCCUUUCAGUUCUGAAAUGAUCAAUUAAUGAGACAGAUUACAGAAAUCUCUCAAAGCUCAUUAUUUAGAAUGAUGGCACCUGAGGGCGUCAGCGGGACACAGAGAUUUGUACUGUGUUGGUGCCCCGAGGUGGAAUCGCUGUUGGAUAUUAAGGGUCAUGGGUGUACAUACGUAAUGAGACCAAAAUGUAUCAUUUGAUGUAAAUUGAUCUGUGGGUACACCUAUUCCCAAAUCUCACAGUAACUGCAUGAAAUCAGAUCACACGCAUGCUAAUGUAACUCAUGAUCUAAUAUUACACUUAAAUAAACUAUACAGUGCCACAGCGCUUGAAUUUUACUAAACCCUGGUUUAUUUUUUCUUAUUUUUUGUGAUUCUGUUUCUCAUUUGUAGCUGUUGCAGGACUUUAAAAUGGUGAGUUGUUGUUCUGGAGUAUGUGGUGUGUGUGGACAAUGGAUGUUCUGUUGGUGAACCCAAACCUGCCUACAAAUUGUGGCUCUGUUCAACUGUUCAUGCUUUAGACAUCUCACCAUGGCUUUGUCUUCUUAAAUAGACAAUAUAAUAGUUCUUAUGUGCUGAGUGGAGACUCUCAUAAGCAAUCAUGCCAUUUCUCUAUCUCUUGACAAUAAAAUGGCCCAAAAUCCAGGCAGCAUUUGUUUGACAGCUGUUUUCAGUUGUAUUCUGGGGUUGAUAACAGUCACAACAGACAAUACAAUGUAAUCCAAAAAACAGCAUGAGGCACAGGCUUAAAAAUUGCCAUAAGGAAUUGCCUGUCUGACAGUCUCAACAAAACUGAACAAUAUAUGCUUUCACCUAUUGCAGGCCUUUUGUAAGGGAUUGCAUUAUAUUACAAAGCAUGGACGAAAAUGAAAUAAUUUUGCCUCUGUGGCAGCUUAUGAAAUGCCACUUCAUGACUACAAAAUUAAACCCACUUUCUGCAAACAUUUCAGAUAAAUCUUAAGUAGUUACCAGGGAACAAAUGAGGAAUGAAUGAGGAAAUAACUGCUAGUGAACAAUAAGUCAAUGAGUAGUGAAGUAAUAGCCUAACCACUCAGUAUUACGAUUAUGUAAGUUUACUUGCACAAAAAACAGUAACUAAUGUUUAAGUAAUUAGUAAUAAAUGAGUCUUUAAUAGUUUUUUUUGUUUUGUGCUGUUCACUGGCUGGUUCAGAGUUAAUCCGGAAUUACUGGAGAAAGUGGUCAGUAUGAUCGGUAACUUUAAAUUUGGUAUACCUUAUUGUAGUGUUACAUCCAUAAAUUCCAUUUAAAAAGAGGAAUGGCUUGAUUUUCCAAUAAUUUAGCAGUCAAGUGAUAAACACAUUAGAACAAUAAGGGAAGACUUACAUACAUCUUUUCAUUAUGAUCUCCCUGUGUGCAGUGACUCAGUUCUAAAUGAAUAACAAGAACAUUUCAUGUGGGUGGGUCACAAAAUCCAAUCUUACUAACCUAAAUGGGUGUGAGGACAAUCCUGCCUAAAACUGCUAUUUGUACCAGUGAAAAAGGUGAAAUGUAUCUGCUGUUUGUUGGUUUGAUGUUUGAAAAUAAAUAAUAAUGCUCACUCAUGACACUGAUA